Paramuricea clavata is the source of this 2096-nucleotide messenger RNA. NCBI's taxonomy places the organism in Eukaryota, Metazoa, Cnidaria, Anthozoa, Malacalcyonacea, Plexauridae. The record is from the annotation of a GenBank genome assembly.
AUGAAGAGUUAUUCCUUCGCCUUUCUCACGAGGUAGGCUGCACUUUACUUCAGCAAAAUGUAGUUUUAUGUCUGUACCUUUACAAAAUCUCGUUUUGUACUUCGGAUUUUUCUCAAAGGUAACAAAAAGAUGAUAGUCGUUUGAGGUCAAUAGACCACGCCGUUUGCGGAUUGCAUUUUACCAUUUUUGCGAUUUGAAGAUUUUGCAUGCUCUAGGCAUGUUUGUGUUGGGAACUUGGGAGCUUUCGUCAAGCGUAGAAUAUUAGUAUUCGUUUGUGAAGCCGUUUAGGGUUGUUUCAAGCUUCAAUUUAAGUUUUUGAUUGGGUUCCACAGGCUUUUAUUUAGCAUUACUUUGCAAGCGGUGAUGGUGAAAUUAUAAUAUCAAUUCACUACAUAUAUAUGUAGUGCUUGGUCUUUUAUUUGUGGGCAAAAAAACUGAAUUGAGAGAUCUGGCUCAAUUUGAUUGCCUGUUAAUAAGCCCGGCACACGCUUGAGCAAAAUUUUGCUUGUAUAGUUAGAAGCAAAAUUCCCCCAGUGCACGAUGGCUGGCGUUUUGAGAAUUUUUUUACACAUGUCAUCGCACCCAACGUGCAACAUUUUGAAUAAUUUUUGGCAUGAAUGAUGAUUUCUUCCAAGCGCGCAUGCAGGAAAAGCAGUCGGCUUACAGUGUUUGGCCUAAAAAAACCCUGUUGUUCCGGUUCCAGACCGACCCUAUUUUUUCUGCCGACCCUAUUAUUUUUUCAAUGCAAUUGACCGUGUGACUCUUAAUUUUCUCCAGGUGGUUGCGGGCUGCUCGUACAGCGUGCCAAAAUGGUGUCUGUUGUCACACUAAUUAUUGAACCAAAUUGCUAAAAUUCGUCCAUAGGAAAUACACAUCUCUAGUUAAUAUUGAUGUCGGGACUCAACUGCAAAUCACCCAGCAAAAAAAUGCCAAAACCAUGAAAAAAAUAUUCAAAAAAAAUUUAUUUCCGACCUAGGCGUAAAAAAAAAUUACCUGUGGUUCCGGUUCUCGACCGACCCUAUUUUUUUUCUGCCGACCCUAUUAUUUUUUCAACGCGAUUGACCGUGCGACCCUAUUUUCUCCAGGUGGUUGCGGGCUGCUCAUACAGCGUGCCAAAAUGGCAUCUGUUGUCACAAUAAUUAUUGAACCAAAUUGCCUAAAUUCGUCCAUAGGGAAUACGCAUCUCUAGUUAACAUUGAUGUCGGGACUCUACUGCAAAUCGCCAAGCAAAAAAAACGGCAAAACCAUGAAAAAAAAUAUUCAAAAAAAAAUUUAUUUCCGACCUACCGACCCUAAUUUUUUCACGAUAUGAAACUGGAACCACAGGUAUUUUUUUAAGGCCUUAUGCAAUUAAAUCUCCGGCAUGAAUCGGACAUGCAAUUCUGAUGCAAAUCUGAACUUCUGAUGCAAUGCUGACCCUGUAGAUUUUAUUUUUGUGGAGGUAGCCAAUCUUCAAAUGGAGCUAGGCUAAUGCCACAUUCUUGUACCCAGAGCCUGUCUUACACACACACUGUCAACAGAGCAUGGCAAGGGUUGAGGGGAAUGAGAAUGGGUCUGAACGAGAACAAAAUGGGUUGUUCCAGAAAAGAUCCACACUCCCCCCACGGAGGAAAUUUCUGCCGUCCGGAGGGGGAGGGGAGAAAAAAUUGUUUCUGAUAAUACUAAAUGUAUUAGGACAUCUGUGGGGGGUAGGGGGGUUAAUUUCCAAUUUCCUCCGUGGGGGUGGUAUGGAUGUUUUCUGGAAUGACCCAAUGCCAAGUGCGCCAGUAGAAAACUAGCUCCUCGUGAUUUUUGGAGUUAGCAUUGCUCCAUAACUUUCCGCUGAAAAGGCUGAGGGUCUGAAAAGGGUCUUCGCUACUACCCACCAUUGAUAUUUUAGCCAGUUCGGUGAAACUUUGAGGUUAGUAAUAUAUUGAUUUUUAUCUAGGAUAUUUGUUUCAAUUGUUUUGCUUGGUAUAUGUUCUGCCAUCUACAUCAACGAAGAAGCGAAUGAUGUCGUCCAAGCAAUACUCAAACAUUUUGAUGAAAACCCACAAGACGCGAGAUUCGAACAAGUCAUCUUCAUCCCUUCGGAUAAAUGUCAUCUAUUUCCAAAG